GUCAUCUCAAGGACCCCAGAGAUUUGCCAGGGUUGGCCCAUUUCUGUGAACAUAUGCUGUUUUUAGGAACUGAGAAGUAUCCAGAAGAGAAUGAAUACAACAAGUUUUUGAAUGAACACGGAGGAAUGUCAAAUGCCUUCACAUCCCUGGAGCAUACCAACUACUACUUUGAUGUCUCACCUGAAUAUUUACCAGGAGCCCUGGACAGAUUUGCCCAGUUUUUUUGCUGUCCCCUGUUUACUGCGUCUGCUACUGGGCGCGAAGUAAAUGCAGUGGACAGUGAAAACAGUCGAAAUCUCCAGAGUGACCCCUGGAGAUUGUUCCAGCUGGACAAGUCUCUAGCCAGGGAGGAUCAUGACUUUAGCAAGUUUGGAACAGGAAACAAAGAGACCUUGGAAACAAUUCCAAAAUCUAAGGGAGUUGAUGUCAGAGAGGAAUUACUGAAGUUCCAUUCUCGGUAUUACUCCUCCAACAUCAUGGGUCUGUGUGUUUUGGGCAAAGAGUCUCUUGAUGAACUGGAGAACAUGGUCAUUCCCUUGUUUGAAAGUAAUGUCAACAAAAAUGUUGAGGUACCAAAGUGGGAGGAUUUACCUUACACAGAAGAGCAUCUACAGUGUGUGGUUAAUGUGGUCCCAGUGAAGGACAUCAGGGAAAUGUCAGUCAUGUGGCCUACACCUGACGUCAGUGAACACUAUAAGGCAAAUCCAGGGCAUUAUUUAGGUCAUCUGCUAGGUCAUGAAGGAUCUGGAAGUUUACUAUCUGAGCUUAAAACCAGGGGAUGGGCUAACACUUUGGUUGGAGGUCAAAGAUCAGGGGCCAAAGGGUUUUCCUUCUUCUCUGUAGCAGUGGAUCUUACAGACAAGGGUCAAGAAAAUGUUGAUGAAAUCAUAGCUUUGAUCUAUCAGUACAUCAACAUGCUGAGGCAAGAGGGGCCACAGGAGUGGAUAUUCAAAGAGUGCCAGGACCUUGCAGCCAUGUCUUUUAACUUCAAAGACAAAGAGUCUCCGAAGUCUUACACCAGCGCCUUAUCUGGCAGACUACAGCUUGUCCCUAACAACAUGAGGGUCACUGUGGUUUCCAAGAAGUUUGAAGGGCAGACUGACAAAACAGAAAAGUGGUACGGAACACAGUACAAGGUCUCCAAGUUUACAGAAGAUCAGAUUAAGAAGUGGUCCAAAUGCCAACUGAACCAAAACCUUCGCCUUCCUGCAAAGAAUGAGUUUAUUCCUACCAACUUUGAGCUGGUUGCACGGGAAUGUGAGACUUCGCCUUUACCAGAUGUGAUCAAGAACACAGAACUGUGUAGGUUGUGGUUCAAACAAGAUGACAAGUUCCUGAAGCCAAAAGCUUGCAUCAACUUUGACUUUGCCAGCCCACUAGCAUACAUGGAUCCCCUACACACCAACUUGAAUGCCAUCUUCACCCAGCUCUUCGAUGAUGCUCUGACCGAGUACUCCUACAUGGCAGAGAUAGCUGGACUUAAGUAUAGCCUGGAUAGUUCUCUAUAUGGACUUUCGCUGUCUGUCAAAGGGUACAAUGACAAGCUGCCUAUUCUUCUCAAGAAAAUUGUGGAAAAAAUGACAUCAUUCCAAGUUGACCCUGAAAGAUUGGCCAUUUUUAAAGAAAUUCAUGGACGGAACCUGAAGAACUUCCAGGCCGAACAGCCACACCAGCAUGCCAUAUUUUACACCAACAUGCUGACUUCUGAAGUUCUGUGGACCAAGGAUGAGUUACUGCAGGCACUUGAUGAUGUCACACUGGAAAACUUACAGUUGUUUAUAAAACAACUUCUGUCUAGAUUGUAUAUAGAAGGUCUCAUCUAUGGAAAUGUCACCAAAUGUCAAUCUCUGCAAAUGAUGGAUAUGGUGGAGAAGAUUUUGGUGAACAACUCUGGCACCAAGCCACUUCUGCCGAGCCAGCACCGCAAGCUGAGGGAAGUCCAGCUGCCUGACGGUUGUUAUUUUGUCCACAAGGAGAAGAAUGUGGUCCAUGAGAGUUCAGGCAUCGAGGUUUACUACCAGUGCGGACAACAGAACACAGAGAGCAACAUGUUGCUGGAGCUCUUCUGUCAGGUAAUUGGCGAGCCUUGCUUCAAUAUUCUGAGGACACAGGAGCAGCUAGGAUACAUAGUGUUCAGUGGCGUGAGAAGAUCCAAAGGGGUACAAGGUCUGCGAGUGAUUGUUCAAUCAUCCAAGCCGCCUCAGUUUGUGGAAGGAAGGAUUGAAGCAUUCAUACAGAAGAUGGAGGAUGUGAUCUUAAACAUGACAGACGAGGAGUUUAACAAGCAUAUCGAGGCACUGUCUUCCAAGCGGAUGGAGAAACCAAAGAAAUUGAUUCAACAAAACAACAAGUACUGGACUGAGAUUAUCUCUAGUUAUUACAACUUUGAUCGAGACAACAUAGAAGUAGCUUUUCUCAAGCAGCUGAAGAAGGAUGAUUUAUAUAAAUUUUAUAAGGAGAAGAUUGCACUGGAUGCUCCAAGACGACACAAGUUGUCAGUUCAUGUGAUAUCACAGGUGCCUCAGGGAGGUUCUGACGCUGAGACUAGCAGGCAAGAAGCAGAGUCUGGCAGUGAGACGACAGAGAAGGGAGACAUGGAUGGGUUCCUGCCUUCCCCUGAUCUUCCAUUGGCAACCGUUAUCACCGAUGUCAUGGAAUUCAAGCGUGACCUGGGUCUGUACCCCUUACCAAAACCUUUCAUUGAUGUAACCAAGGCAAAAGCAAAACUGUGA
Candidula unifasciata is the source of this 2732-nucleotide messenger RNA. Lineage: Eukaryota; Metazoa; Mollusca; Gastropoda; Stylommatophora; Geomitridae. The record is from the annotation of a GenBank genome assembly.